Molecule: messenger RNA, 1155 nt
Organism: Zingiber officinale
Lineage: Eukaryota; Viridiplantae; Streptophyta; Magnoliopsida; Zingiberales; Zingiberaceae
Exons: 3
Coding region: 411-839 (142 amino acids)
Source: RefSeq, a predicted model, not a curated record
CAUUAUUCGUACUUUUGGGAAAAUUUUCAUUGGACGGACUGAAUUUCAUCCACCGCAGACGGGCAAUGGAGAAAUAAAUAAAUGAUCGACUUGACACGUGUCGAAUCCUGGUAGCCGAGUCGCGGGAUAUCCAGUUCGAAACAGAGGCCCAGAAGACAUUCCCAUUCCGCCACCAUGCCAACGUUAUCGCGCGGCGCCACCCUGUCGCGACGGCGAGCAGGGAGUAGCUCUAAUAAUGGCAAAUGGCCACCUGAAAACUCUCUCCGCCGCCUUCAAAACCUAACACCUGUCCCUCCCCCUUCUCCUUCUCCUCCUCUCUCUUGCGAGAAAUCAAGCAGAGGCCCCAGCAAGAGAGGGAGAGGCGCGUCGCAUCGCAUCGCUACCGACCUCGAUUCGUUUCGUUCCAUUCCAUGGGCUGCGCCGCGUCGAAGUUGGAGGGGGAGGAUUUGCGGCCGGGGCCCUACUCGGUCCAGCGCAAGAUCAUGGAGGUGAAGCGGCCCCCGCGGCGGGGGCGCCGCCUGAGCACCGUCUCCACCACUGAGCUGCUCCGCUCCUCGGACGCGGACGGCGAGCAUGGCGUCGGGAAGUUAGCGGCGGUGGAGGAGUUGCCGGAGGAGAAGGGGAGGCGAUUGUGGCAGCGAGUCGCCGGGGACGAGCAGCUUCCCGGAUCGCCGAGUUUUAGGUUUUACUUCGCCGGAUCCACCGACGCCGACGAAUCCGACGACGGCUCCGAAAUCUUCCAAAAAGAGGACACUGAGAAACAUAAGCAAACUGUGGAUGGAUCAACAAGCAAGACUCUGAUACUAGUCAAGGAAAAGAAAAGAAAGGGAAGAAAUUGAGAGUAUUAAGAAAAACUCCUCAUGCCACGGAUUGCCCAAGCCUUGUAGUUGGAAAAGCCUCUUAAGUAGUCUGGUUCGACAUCUCGACUUCUUCUUAUAUCGAAUCGGGACAGCUAGUCCAAGCUUACUUGAUUGUCAUAGGUUAACAUUUAGUUGUUCUUGUUUCAUUUUAUAUGGAUGUGUUUUAGCAACAUGUGUUUUGUUUGGAAGGCUUUGAGUUUGAGGUCAUCCUUCAUUGCCAUUUUCUUAAUGUUUGAUAUUGUUUGAUUGGUUUAUUCAUUGUAAUGAAAUUGGAUUAAUAGAUUAUGAGGUUUAA